AUGCCACGAGGUAGCAUCGAUCGGGAACCCUCUCCGAGCGACUAUAGCCCUACAGCUGGUGUCGCCCAUCUAGAGCAAGAAGAACCUCCCACGAAGCGUCGAAAGACAAGACUGGCCUGUGACGAAUGUCGCAUCAAAAAGAUCAAGUGUGAUGGAGCCAAACCCCUCUGUGCCGCAUGCAUGAAAAAGGGAUGGCCUCAGGAGAAGUGUGUAUACAAUGAUGCUGAUCGGAAGGAUUGGGUGGGCAUGAGACAGCUUGUCGAGCAGCUACAAGGGAGAAUUAGAAGUCUUGAGCACGAAAAUGCAGCAGCGCCUAUAUCUGGACCAGCAUCCCAGCUACCUGUAUCCAGACCUCCAGAACGACGACUUUCUGUCUUAACGCAAAGCGAUAGCCCUCAAUUGCCUUACAAUGUAAGGGUUUUCCAUUUUUUUUAUUCGUCUUCGGGGUAUGGGGUGCAUUAUAUAUAUCACCAAGAUGCACCUCGAUUACCAAAUCACCCAAAUGGAGAUCAAUUCUCUACGUCUCAAGGCAUACUGCAGACAUCCCCUGGAUUAUCUACGAUUCCUGAUCGAGAUGAACUCACCUCCAUCCAUGAUAGAUCCACAGGUGUUAGCGCCAUCGUAGGGGCUGUGACGGGCGAACGACAGAAUCAAGGCUUCCAUGGAACCUCCUCCGCCGCGACUUUCAUGCAGCAGAUUCGUGAAGCAAUCAACGCACGUGUUGGAGUCUCUCCAGAAAGUGGGCAUGAAGGCUAUCAAACAUUUACAAACGCCGGUCAUCGGCAGCCCUUAUCAGGCCGCUCUGCAAAGAAGCCUGUAGCUUCUGACUACGUUUUGCCACCCCGGAGAUUGGCAGAUGAUCUCUUGCAGACCUAUUGGGUGUAUGUAUACCCACUCUACCCAUUUUUGGACAAGCGGGGCUUUAUGCAGACCUAUCACCGCAUCUGGACGGGAGAUUUGGCCAGCAACUCGUCGUCCGCAACGUAUAAGUCCGGGGCAGAUACUGAUGAGCCUACCGCGGUCUGCAUUUUCAACAUGGUUCUUGCGUUAGCUUGUCAGUAUUCGGAUGCAAUAGAGGAAGGAAGCCGUCGGAAUACCGCAAAAACUUUCUUUCUUCGUGCCAAAGAUUGUUUGCAGUUUGACCCGUUAGAUUCUUCAAACCACUCAAUUCAUUUGGUGCAGGCGUUUCUACUGUUUGGACAGUAUCUACAAAGUAUCGGAAGCCCUCAUGAGGCGUGGGGAGCAAUUGGAGUAGCCACACGCAUUUGCCACGAGUUGGGGUUUCAUCGGACUUCAACUAUGAGUGAGAGAACUGUUCAGGGUGCGAGAGAGAGGGAGACUGUCAGGCGGGUAUAUCACGGUUGCGUAAUGAUUGACAGAAUGCUUUCUAUGAAUCUUGGCCGUCCUCCCGUGGUGUCAGUCUCCCUAGCAGACUCAGUGCCAUUGCCGAUGGAUAUCGGCGAGGACUGUGAUGACAGUACCAGUAAUGAACCAGCCGAGAAUUUGGGGCGAGUUUCUACAGGCCCAUCAACGUUAUCAUUCUUUGUACACUCCGCUAAGCUCUACGGGAUUAUGCAUAAAAUACUGUUGUCCUUCUAUCCAGAUGAGAGCAUCGAGUGUGCAAAUGAUUCUGAGCGAUCCUUCAUGGGUUUCGAGUCCACGCUCCAAAUUGAUUACGACCUGAUGAAAUGGUGUAGGUCAAUACCAGAUCAUUUAAAAAUCAAUCCAGAUUUUAACGCCAAACCAACUGAGGAGCAACCUUCCGUGUUUUGCAGGCUGAGCUAUAUCCUUUGGGCGAGAUUUCUUCAUGUUCGAAUCUACCUCUUUCGGCCCAUCUUCGCCAAAUUUUGCAUAUACUCCCAAAAUGAUCAGACGGCUUCGUCGACAGAUCAUUAUGCUGUAUCACAAAUCCCAACUCGCGAUAUGAUCACUUACCGAAUGGCACUACAAUGCUCCAUUCUAUGCGUCAAGUCGGCCAGAGAACUUAUUGCAGUCAUACAUAAGCAGUUCACAAUAGAACGAUCCUGGGGUCGCAAACCGUCGUGGCUAUUCAGUGUUCUACACGUGUACCUCGCAGCUGCAGUCCUCAUAGCAAUCCGCCUCCGGCCCGAUAUUCCCUGGGAAGUCGCUGAAGAAGAGAUCGAAGAAUCAUGGACAUGCGCACUCCAAACUCUUCGCGAUUAUCAAAAUGAUAGCCGGUCUGCUCAGCGUUGCGUUGCGGCACUCGAGUUCCUCCACGAAAAGCUGCCGAGUAUCUCCCAGCAAAGAAGCGAGGCUCAGCAGGAUCAACAGCAGCAAAAUUGGCAGGGCAACCUGGCCGAAUUUGAGACAUUUUUCCCACUUGAUCAGGGUUACACAAAUGUAGAUGACGCGACUGGGGCGUGGAAUUUGGAUUAUAAGCAGAUUGGUUUAGAGGAAUGUAUUUUUCUUGAUCCGUUUAAUGUACUAUAA
This is a messenger RNA of Talaromyces stipitatus ATCC 10500, 2451 nucleotides long. RefSeq names its product C6 transcription factor, putative. NCBI's taxonomy places the organism in Eukaryota, Fungi, Ascomycota, Eurotiomycetes, Eurotiales, Trichocomaceae. The record is from RefSeq and is a predicted model, not a curated record. The transcript has 7 exons. Gene Ontology annotation, biological process: positive regulation of transcription from RNA polymerase II promoter by galactose; DNA-templated transcription. Gene Ontology annotation, molecular function: DNA-binding transcription factor activity, RNA polymerase II-specific; zinc ion binding; RNA polymerase II cis-regulatory region sequence-specific DNA binding. Gene Ontology annotation, cellular component: nucleus. Bases 1 to 2451 code for a protein of 816 amino acids.